This is a messenger RNA of Tachyglossus aculeatus (Australian echidna), 4230 nucleotides long. RefSeq names its product LIM domain binding 3 (gene LDB3). The transcript is spliced from 17 exons. NCBI's taxonomy places the organism in Eukaryota, Metazoa, Chordata, Mammalia, Monotremata, Tachyglossidae. Gene Ontology annotation, molecular function: muscle alpha-actinin binding; actin binding. Gene Ontology annotation, cellular component: Z disc; adherens junction; filamentous actin. Gene Ontology annotation, biological process: muscle structure development; actin cytoskeleton organization; heart development. The record is from RefSeq and is a predicted model, not a curated record. The coding region runs from base 87 to 2141 and encodes 684 amino acids.
CUAUUCUUAGGUGACUCUCCAACGGGACUGAACAGGCAAGGCACCAACCAGCCGAGCUUAGAGGUAGCUGCUACAAGAGCCACAGAAUGGCUUACAGCGUGACUCUGAACGGCCCGGGUCCGUGGGGCUUCCGACUGCAAGGUGGAAAGGACUUCAACAUGCCCCUGACCAUCUCCAGAAUCACUCCCGGCAGCAAGGCAGCCCAGUCACAGCUGAACCAGGGUGACCUGGUGGUGGCCAUCGAUGGAGUCAACACGGACACUAUGACCCACCUAGAGGCCCAGAACAAGAUCAAGUCGGCCAGCUACAACCUGAGCCUCACCCUCCAGAAGUCCAAGCGCCCCGUGCCAAUCUCCACUUCAGCCCCCCGGAUUGACUCCCCUCUGCCUGUGAUUCCCCGUCAGAAGGUGAUACCCAACUCUCCUGCCAAUGCCGACACCGCCGAACGCUUCAACCCCAACGCGCUGAAGGACUCGGCUCUGUCGACCCACAAGCCCAUUGAAGUGAAGGGGCUGGGGGGCAAAGCUACCAUCAUUCACGCCCAGUACAACACCCCCAUCAGCAUGUACUCCCAGGACGCCAUCAUGGAUGCCAUUGCUGGCCAGGCUCAGGCCCAGGGCAGUGAAUUAAGUGGUGACUCUCCACUGAUUAACCUUCCUGUUAAAGAUCUUCCCGUAGACAGUGCUUCCCCUGUGUAUCAGGCUGUGAUUAAAAGCCAGAACAAGCCAGAAGGUGAGACAGACGACUGGGCCCGCCGUUCAGCCAACCUGCAGUCUAAGUCCUUCCGCAUCCUCGCCCAGCUGACCGGAACGGAGUACAUGCAAGACCCUGAUGAAGAAGCUCUGAGGAGAUCAAGUACCCCUGUCGAGCAUGCUCCAGUGUCCACCAGCUCUGCCUCCGCUCCCAUGUCAGCUGCUUCCACCCAUCUGCCCGCUACUGCCACUCCCAAUGCAGUCCAUCUGACGUCACCUCCGGCCUCCACCUCUUUCUCCAGUCCCGACGACUCCCUGUCGCCCUCACUCCAAAGAGUGCUUGCUGCUCCCAGCUCUUCUUCACAGCCUAAGCCUUUUCCUGACCCUAAGAGUAUAUCCUUGGCGGCUUCUACCAUUUCCUCUGCUCUCUCUUCUCGGUCUAGACUCCUGGCUUCAUCCUACAGCCCGGCUUUUGCAUCUUCCCACGGACCCUCCACCUACAACGAGGCCCCGGCCCCCGCCCCGAAGCCCAGGAUGGUCACCACCGCCAGCAUCCGACCCUCCGUCUACCAGCCGGCUCCAGCUGCCAGCUACAGCCCUGCUCCAGCAGCCCCCUAUAGCCCUGCCCCCUAUAGUCCCUCCCCCUACAGCUCCCCCCCAGCAGCAUCCUACGGCUCUGCCCCCGGAGAGCCUGCCAGCCGCCCACCCUGGGUGACAGAUGACACCUUUUCCCAGAAGUUCUCUCCUGGGAAGACCACGACAACUGUCACCAAAAACCUGAUGCCCCGGGGCACCCCAGUCUCGUCUGCAGCUCCAGGCCCAGCCUACACUCCUUCGAGCACCCAGGUGCCCACUCUGACCAGGGGCACCUUCCAGCGGGCGGAGCGUUUCCCAGCCAGCAGCCGGACCCCUCACUGCGGAUUCUGUAACAGCAUCAUCCGGGGGCCCUUCCUGGUCGCCAUGGGCCGGUCCUGGCACCCAGAAGAAUUCAACUGUGCCUAUUGUAAGACAUCGCUGGCAGACAUGUGCUUUGUGGAGGAACAGAACAAUGUGUACUGUGAACGGUGUUAUGAGCAGUUCUUUGCCCCUCUCUGUGCCAAGUGUAAUACCAAAGUCAUGGGGGAAGUGAUGCACGCCUUAAGGCAGACUUGGCACACAACCUGCUUUGUCUGUGCAGCCUGUAAGAAGCCCUUUGGGAAUAGUCUCUUCCAUAUGGAGGAUGGGGAGCCCUACUGUGAGAAAGAUUACAUUAACUUAUUCAGCACUAAAUGCCACGGCUGCGAUUUCCCAGUCGAAGCUGGCGACAAGUUCAUUGAGGCCCUCGGACACACCUGGCACGAUACCUGCUUCAUCUGUGCGGUGUGCCACGUGAAUUUGGAGGGCCAACCUUUCUACUCUAAGAAGGAUAAACCACUGUGCAAGAAACACGCUCACGCCAUCAAUGUCUAAAGGAAAGGCUGGAAGCCAUUGGUGCUGGAGGAUGAUGGCUGAUCUGAAACCUGCUAAAAAGGAUAAACAGCUGAUAAUGUUUCUUACUGUUGGGGAGCGGGAGGGGGGCUAAAAAGCACUUGAGCUCUUGUGAAGUAUAAUUUUAGUCCUUUGUGGAUGCAGAACUUGCAUUUGCAUAGUUCAGACUAGAAGUCAAAGCAAGCUAGUAAUGAAUCCAAGACUAGAAUGGUACUUCAGAAGUUUGGGACAAGAUUCAAAGAGCUCAAAAUCCAAACACUAAAAGCAACUUUUAUCAAGUGUACUUUCCAUUGACUCCACCUGAAUAGCCUUAGAACUACUGUUAAUAAGAGCUCAAACUCAUUCUGAGUGUGCUACAUAUCCACAGCUGGCCAAAGAAUGAAAUUGCCAAAAAGGACUGGCUGCAAAAUAUUUUUAGAGCCAGAGCUGAGAGUUUGUAAACUAAGACAGAUCAGGCAUUCCUCACCAAAAAAGGAAGUAUUAUUCUUACAUUAAUGUCGCUGUGCUACCUCCAGCAUCAAACUUAAGACCUCUGAAUGAACCAAUGUGAGGCAUUCUAUUGAUAUUUCAGGGCAAAGCAGUGGCCAGGAUUCAGAGAAACUUUGACUACUAAAAGCAGGAGAAGAGGGGCUAUUCUAGGAGAGUGUGGGUAAUGGAAAAUUGAUGAGUGAAGGGAUCAUGGCAUUUAUCUAGCCCACACGAGACUGAGAAAAGUUGGGCUCUUCAGUUAACCUCUUUCAGUUCAGAUCCCUAUGCUCAUAAGGCUUUUCUUAUUUUCUAUUUGGUGUGAAAAACUGGAAUUGGCUUUCACUGAUUUUGCUCUUUGUCGGGCGAGGGAAGGAAAUUGAGAAAGACUUGGGUUUUGUUUUGGUGCCUUGCCAGUUCUGAUGGGUUUGUGGGCAGAGUUGAGUUGGCUGUGCCUCACUUCCCGUUUGCAGGUCAGCACGCGUUAUCUUUCUUAGAGCCCUUUAUUGGACGAGGCGAUCCGAUUUUGAGUCGCCAUCACUGAGAUGGAGCAAACCUGGAGUCUUUACCAACUAGUAUGUCAGAAUGGUGUUUGCAUCCAGUGAAAAGAGAGGUCUUAAUUUCUGCAAAACGCAGAGAACACAGAAAAGACAGAUUAGAGGGCAGCACCAUCACUGUGAUUGAUUGCAUUGUAUGGAACGUGUUCUACUCUGAAGAUUUGUCGACUACUGGAAAGGAUAGGCAGACUGAAGUUUAGCUUGUGCUCAGAUAUCCGGUUUUAAAUAAUUUUGAUCUAGCAAGUAUUAUAGCUUGGCCUGUGUGGUGAAGAACAAUCCAUAUUCUUGAUAGUAGCAGUAGCUUAUUAUUUUCAAAUUUCUUUAUAAGCACACUAUGAUUGUUUUCUAUGUGAGAUAGUGCUUUAAAAUGGCUCUGCAGUGGCCAAGAGUUUGGCUUUAUUUCUGAGUGUGGAAAUUUCACUCCAUUUUAAAAGUGCAUCUAUUUUUUUUUUGGAAAGUGUUCUUCAUGCUCACUGAUGAAGUACAAUAGCAUGAACAUUUUUCAUUUAUGCAAAACAAUUUGACAUCUACGCCAAUCUCUUUUGAAUUUUUUUUAAGUAAUUUAAACGUGGCAAAGUGGAAUCAGGAAUAUCUGUUUCCUUUCCCCCCAAAGUAGUGCUUGUCUUGGAAAAGUAUCUUUCUUGGCUGUGUUUAAUUCUCCUGAUGGGAAGUCAAAAUCUAAUGCUAGGAGUUGUUUCCUUAAACACCAUCCAAAAGUUGUCGGAUGGGCAUAUAUUUUGAACUUUGUCCUAUGAACUGCCAUGAAACCAACACACUUGUCUUCCAACACAGAACAUGGAGGAAAGCGUGUAAAUAUGCACAUGCUGCUUAGUCAUAAUGAGGCUCUUCGUUUGUUUAGCACUAACAUCACGACUGUAAAAGCAGUUUAUUUUCAGACUGAAUAAAGAUUGCCUAGUCAUGGCAAGCAGUUUUUUCAAGGGUCUAAUAAGACUGCUAUACAGUCAUUUUUUAAAAAUUAAUAUAUAAAGACAAGUAGAUUCUUAGAACUCAAAAAGUGAAAUGUUGUGUAGUUAAAUAGGUAAGGAAUU